CGCAGCACCGAGUUCGCGGCACCAGGCCCCGGAAGCCCGGCGCCCCGCCCUCCGCCGGCCCUGGCCCGUGCCGGCCCCGCCCGCCUUCCACGGGGGUGCGGCUCCAGGAAACGGCGCGCUCGGCCGGCCGGCUGCCCGCUCCGCGCUGCGCUCCGCUCCGCUCCGGACGCCCGGCCACCCCGCGGCCGCCCCAGGGGCCGCAGUCUCCGACGGGGCGGGCGGGAUGAGCGCCCAGGCGGGGCGGUUCGGCGCGGGCUGGCGGGAGCCGCGGGUCUGAGAAGCGGGCUGGCCAGCUGCGAUGACCUCGGUGUGGAAGCGCCUCCAGCGAGUGGGCAAGCGGGCCGCCAAGUUCCAGUUUGUGGCCUGCUACCACGAGCUGGUGCUGGAGUGCACCAAGAAAUGGCAACCGGAUAAGCUGGUGGUGGUGUGGACCCGCCGGAACCGACGUGUCUGCUCCAAGGCCCACAGCUGGCAGCCUGGAAUCCAGAACCCGUACCGCGGCACGGUGGUGUGGAUGGUCCCUGAGAACGUGGACAUCUCCGUGACGCUGUACAGGGACCCGCACGUGGAGCAGUAUGAGGCCAAAGAGUGGACGUUCGUUAUCGAGAACGAGUCCAAGGGACAGCGGAAGGUCCUGGCCACGGCCGAGGUCGACCUGGCCCGCCAUGCGGGGCCGGUGCCCGCCCAGGUCCCCCUGCGGCUGCGGCUGAAGGCCAAGUCGGUGAAGGUGGUGCACGCGGAGCUGAGCCUCACCCUCUCCGGGGUGCUGCUGCGGGAGGGCCGGGCCACGGACGAUGACAUGCAGAGCCUGGCCAGCCUCAUGAGCGUGAAGCCGAGCGACGUGGGCAACUUGGACGACUUUGCAGAGAGUGAUGAGGACGAGGCGGACGGCCCAGGGGCCCCCGAGGCCUGGGCUCGAGGCCCCCCGCCAGGCCGGGGCGGUGCCCUGCGGCUGGGGCGUCUCCCAGAGCACCCCCGGGAGCUGAAGACACUCUCUGAGGAGGACGAGGCCCAAGGGCGGCCCGGGCAGGCAGCUGCCAGCCCUUCUAGUGCUAAGGACACCGGCCCUGCCCCUGUGAGUGCCCCUGCUCCCCCGGCCAGGGCCUCCCGGGGGCAGGGGGCAGAGCCGGCUGCUCUAACCGGGGGCCGGGUGGGGCCUGAGGCCCCCAGGCCCCCAGGAACUCCACCGGAGACGAGGUCCUCUGUGAAGCCAGGCCUGGACAUGGCCCCCACCCCGGCCCCUCGGCUCCGGAAAGGCUCUGAUGUCCCCAGGACCCCAGUUCCCCAAGGGGGGGAUGAGGUCCCCAUGGCCUCAGAGGCUCCCCCUGAAGCAGGGGGCUCUUCUGGAGAGACCCAGGCCCAGACCAGCCCCCAGGAAGGGACAGAGGUCCAGGGAGCCAAACUGGACUCAGACAUUGAGCACGGAGGCUCCAGAGAGGCCCCGGGAGAGCAGAGACCCUUGGCUGAGGAGGGGCGCGCUGGGGACAGCCCGGCGGCCCGGGGGGCAGACGCAGAGCGGGGGGCAGGAGGCAGCGAGGGGAACAGGAAGAGGUCAGUGGCCACAGCUGGGGAGAGGGAAGGGAGCUCAGAACUUAGUCAGGUGGAUGCUGAGCAGAGGUCACAGGUGAGACACGGGGGGGCUAUGGGGGCCCCCCAGGCGGCAGGCCUGCCGACGGAAGCAAGUCUCAGGGUGACUCCUGAGGCCCCUCCAAGGGGCUCUCAGGGGAAGAUGGGGGUCAGGACCCCAGAAGAGGCUCCCACAGGCCCAAGCCCAUCCCUAACUGAACCUGCCGGGCACUCCAGGCCUCUCAGUGAGCUCAGGGGCGCAGGGGUUGCUGCAGGACAGGAGACAGAGGGUACGGAGGUGAGGGGCAGAGCCCCUGGUGUGGGCAGGACUGGCCCGGAGGAGGGCCCCCCUGCUGGAGCAGCAAACACUGGGCUCCAGGUGAGCAGUUUUCAGGGGACCCCAUCACCAGCCGACCAGGGGGUGCUGUCUUGCAAUCUGAGGGCCUGGGAAGCAGAGGUGGGGGAGUCAAGGCUCCUGGGAACAGAGACUGAGCUGGCAGAGCAGGGAGUAUUGGGGAUCCAGAAGACAGAUGCAGGGGGGUCAUGGUUCUCAGAAAUAGAUACUGGGACAGCAGCAGCAGUUGAGGUGUUGGGGGCCCAAGAAAUAGAGGCAGCAGCAAGAUCAGGGAUCCUAGAGCCGGAGGCUACAGGGAUGGCAGAGUUGGGGACUCUGGGGAAGCUUCCAGGAAUGCUGGGGACAGAGGCCAGGAUACCAGAAUCAGAGGCACUGGGGCCCCAGAAAGCGGAGGCUGGCGUUUCGGCAGUUCUGGGGAUUAGGAUACCCGGGCCCAACGGGUCAGAGACCCAGGAGGUAUCUGGUGGUGCUGGUGUGCUGAGAACAGAAGCUGAGAUAUGGGGGGCCAAGGAUACAGAGGCGGGGUGUUCUGGGGUGCUAGAGACAGAGGGUAAAAUACUGGGGAUCCAGAAGAUAGCUGCUGAGUACCCAGGGGUUCCUGGGACAGAAGCUCAGAUGUUAGAGUCUGAAAUAUUGGGGGUCCAGGAGACAGAGGUGGGUGCCCAGGGACAGACUCCAGGGACAAAGACUGGAUCCUCAGAAAUGGAGAUCUUGGAGAGCCAGGAGAUCGUAUCAUCUGUGGGUCUAGGGGUCCCCGGGAUACAGGCUGAGAGAACAGAGGCCCCAGAGGCAAAAGUGGGGGAUUCAGAAGUUAGAGUGGGAGAAACUGAGGCAGCAGAAGCUGAAAUAUGGGGGGCCCAGGAGACAGAAAUAGGGGGUUCCAAGCCUCAGAGAGUAGAGUCUGAGAUACUGGGGCUCCAGGAGACAGAUGGAAAGGUUUCUGAGGCCUCAGGAACAGAAGCCGCACUAAACUCUGAAAUUCUGGGGACCCAGGAGACAGACUCAGAGGGUUCCAAAGCUGAGACAGUAGAGUCUGAGAUAUUGAGGUCCCAGGAGACAGAGGUCGGGGGCUCUGUGACCUCAGGAACAGAAGCUGAGAUAGAGUCGGUGAUACUGGAGACCCAGGAGACAGGCAUAGGGGGUUCCCAAGAUGAGACAGUAGAGUCUGAGAUAUUGAGGUCCCAGGAGACAGAGGUAGGGGGCUCUGUGACCUCAGGAACAGAAUCUGAGAUGGAGUGUGAGAUACUGGGGGUCCAGCAGACAGAAAUAGGGGAUUCCAAAGCUGAGGUAAUAAAGUCUGCAAUAUUGGGGACCCAGGAGACAGAGAUGAGGGUUUCUGGUGCCUCAGGAAUAGAAUCUGAGAUAGAAUUUGAGAUACUGGGGGUCCAGCAGACAGAAAUAGGGGAUUCCAAAGCUGAGAUAAUAGAGUCUGAGAUAUUGAGGUUCCAGGAGACAGAGGUAGGGGUUUCUGAGGCCUCUGGAACAGAAGCUGAGAUAAAGUCUGAAAUAUUGGGGGCCCAGGAGACAGAGGUAGGGGGCUCCAGUGCCUUGGAAGCUAAGAUAGAGCCUGCGAUACUGGGGACCCGGGAGACGGCAGGGAGAGGGUCCGGAGUUUCAGAGACAGAAAUGGAGGGUACGGAGGUCCCAGGGUCAGAGACUGGUGAGGCAGAUGACCAGGUACUGGGGGCCCAGGAGGCAGAAGGCACAGUGCCAGGGGCUGAGGGGGGGCCGCAGAAGGCUGGAGUUCGGGGAGUGCUCAAAUAUGAGGCUUUAAAUAAGGCCCCACUUUCUAAUCAAGGAGUUUUAGGAUCCCAGGAAAUAGAGGCAGAGAUUUCAGGAGUACCAGAGGCAGAAACUAAAGUUUUCGGGGACCAGGGGACAGAGGCUAGGGUAUUAGAACCCAAACGUGAGGCUUUGGGGGCCCAGAAGGUAGAAAUGGCAGCUUUAGGGGCUCCAGGGAACAAAUCUGGUGUUUUUGAGGCCCAGGAAACCGAGUCUGGGGUCUUAGGAACCAAGAAGGGGGAAGAAGCUGAGGGACCCCUCCCGGAGGCCAGCCUGACGGAGGCGCAGGUGGCCGGUGGGGCAGGGGCUGGGGAGCCCGGGCCCGCUGGGGCCCCUUCCCCAGAGGAGCCUGAAGAGGACAGGAGGCUGCCAGGCAGCCAGGAGCCGUCCGCCCUGGUCAGCUCCAGCCAGUCCCUGCUAGAGUGGUGCCAGGAGGUCACCGCCGGCUACCGCGGUGUCUGCAUCACCAACUUCACCACAUCCUGGCGCAACGGCCUGGCCUUCUGCGCUAUCCUACACCGAUUCCACCCAGACAAGAUCGACUAUGCCUCCCUGGACCCGCUCGACAUCAAGCAGAACAACAAGCAGGCCUUCGACGGCUUUGAGGCGCUGGGCGUGUCGCGGCUGCUGGAGCCGGCGGACAUGGUGCUGCUGUCGGUGCCGGACAAGCUGAUCGUCAUGACGUACCUGUGCCAGAUCCGCGCCUUCUGCACCGGCCAGGAGCUGCAGCUGGUGCCGCUGGAGGGCGGGGGCCGCGCCGGCACCUACCGCGUGGGCGCCCCGGGCCCCCGGCCCGAGGACCUGGACGCGGGCGGCCUGGCGCGGCGGCUGCGCGGGGCCGGGGCCGGGGCGCCCGGGGAGGCGGCCGCCGGCGGGGCGCCCUCCGCCCGCGGCCCCCGGGACGACGAGGCGCAGGCGGCCGGAGCCGCGGCCCCCGCGGAGGCCCCCGCGGCCCCGGCGCCCACCGAGGAGCGGGUGAACGGGGCCGGGCCCGGCGUGAAGCUGCGGCGGCCGUCGGUGAACGGGGAGGCCGGGCCGGUGCCGCCGCCGCGCGCGCACGGCUCCUUCUCCCACGUGCGGGACGCGGACCUGCUGAGGAAGAGGCGCUCGAGGCUGCGCAACAGCAGCUCCUUCUCCGGGGACGAGCCGGACGCGGGGCCCGCGGCAGCCACGGGAGCCACGGGAGCCACCGGGGCCGCGGGAGCCGCGGGGGCCGCGGGAGCCGGGACCACGGGACCGGGGACCGCGGAAGGCCCGAUCCCCGACCCCAGCCCUGCCCCGGGUCCACCUACAGCCCCAGCCCUGCAGCAGCCCCUGGGCGGGAGUCCUCCCUCGGAGGAGGAGGAGGAGGUGCCCCUCAUUGCAGGGGAGGAGGCUGGACUGCAACGGUUCCAGGACACGAGUCAGUACGUGUGUGCAGAGCUGCAGGCCCUGGAACAGGAGCAGAGACAGAUAGACGGGCGGGCGGCGGAGGUGGAGACGCAGUUGAGGAGCCUCAUGGAAUCAGGUGUCAACAAGCUGGAGGAGGAAAUGCUGAUCCAGGAGUGGUUCACCCUAGUCAACAAGAAGAACGCCCUCAUCCGCAGACAGGACCAGCUGCAGCUACUCAUUGAGGAGCAGGACCUGGAGCGGAGGUUCGAGCUGCUGAGCCGGGAGCUGCGGGCCAUGCUGGCCAUCGAAGAUUGGCAGAAAACGGUGGCGCAGCAGCACCGGGAGCAGCUGCUGCUGAAGGAGCUGGUGUCCCUGGUGAACCAGCGGGACGAGCUGGUCCGGGACCUGGACCACAAGGAGCGGAUUGCCCUGGAGGAGGACGAGCGCCUGGCGCGGGGCUUGGAGCAGCGGCGCCGCAAGCUGAGCCGGCAGCUGAGCCGGCGGGAGCGCUGCGCCCUGAGCUGAGCCCUGAGCUGAGCCCGCGCUGGGCCCCUGGCGCCCGGCUGCCCCCCUCCCUCCCCCGGCCGCCCCGGGCUGCCUGGACCCCCACCCCCGGGCCCCCGGCUGCCCUUCCGGGCCGUAUUUAUUUGUCGGUAUGAAUGUGUGCGUGUGUGUCCCCAAUGGCCAGAACCCGGCCGAGGGCUCAGGGACCUUGGGGAGCCCCUCGCCCCCCAACCCUGCCGGAGACUCCCCAGCAAUAAAGCCAGACAGCAGACAUCGA
Messenger RNA from Perognathus longimembris pacificus (Pacific pocket mouse), 5855 nucleotides. RefSeq names its product EH domain binding protein 1 like 1 (gene Ehbp1l1). The record is from RefSeq and is a predicted model, not a curated record. NCBI's taxonomy places the organism in Eukaryota, Metazoa, Chordata, Mammalia, Rodentia, Heteromyidae. The transcript is spliced from 20 exons. Gene Ontology annotation, molecular function: protein binding. Bases 299 to 5599 code for a protein of 1766 amino acids.